Messenger RNA from Oikopleura dioica, 1275 nucleotides. The record is from the annotation of a GenBank genome assembly. NCBI's taxonomy places the organism in Eukaryota, Metazoa, Chordata, Appendicularia, Copelata, Oikopleuridae.
AUGCAACGAGAUCACUCGGAGACUGAACAGCUCAAGUCAAAAGUGGCUCUUCAAAAGAUGGCAAGGCCGAUGCCAACCGAUGACUUUGUUAGCGAUAUGGAUCGGCGAAAACGAGUGCGGGAGAUUUUACUACAUAUUUUGUCAAAGCUCAAAGUCAAGGACCCGACCAAUUUCCUUCAUCAGAAACCAUGUUCUCUUCUUUAUCCAAACUACCCUUUCAAUGCCCACUAUGACAUGACAAAUGUAGCGGAUAAAGUGAAUAAAAUGUGCUUUUUCAAUAUUCAUCAGUUUCGUCAGGCAGUUUCCAAGGUCUGCAAGUGUCAGACAGACUUCUUUCCAUCAAACACGAUUCGUCACAAGUUUGCGCUGAAAUUCGACCAGUUUGCCUACAAGAUCACAGCUUAUCGAAAUCUUCUUGACUAUUGCGAGGAAAUAGGAAUCGACGAAGAACUCCCCAAACGCCAGCUUCGCGAUAUUCUCGUCGGUAACCAGAUCGAUACGGAGCUUCCAAUCUCGCCGAAAGAUGAACAAGAGGAUGAAUAUUUCUCCUCUCAAAUGUCCAUGGCGAUUGAGCAAAACGUUGGAUCUCCACUUGCGCCUGGCGAAACAAGACUCAACAUUCUACAAGCAGAUGCUCAACCUACUGUAUAUAACAUGGAUGGGCGACCAAUGACGCUUGCUGAUAUCACAGGCCGCGUUCAUGGUGCUGCAGAAUUUACAAAGAAAACUCGAACGAUUGAAGACCGAGCCUUCCUGAAAAGUUACAUGAGUUACGGACCGUAUUCUUCAUUUGCACCGGUCUUCGACUCCCGAAAUGCAACACUAGACAAAGAAAUGACGGAUAUGAUGAUAGGCACACGAAAAGACCCAUUUCGAGAAGACCUCGAAAAGAUCGCUAAUGCUGAUGAAUUCACGAUCACUGACUAUCUAGCAAAGUCAAGUUUGGGCAAUGAAAACGCGGAGAAAGAAUUGCUUGAUGAAUUGACUUAUCACGAGCCAAAGGCGGAUCAGCUUGAAACCCUCAAGGACCUUGGCAUCGACAUCAGCUUCUUGGAUGCGUUUAAACCUGGUGCAUCUGAACGUGUCGAAAACAUUCAGAGCCUUUUGGAUUACAUUGCUGAUGUUAUUCCUAAACUUAGGAAAGGGUCGUCAACUUUCUCUAACGACCUGGCUGACGAGGCCAUUGCCGCAAUUACAAAAGUGCUCAAGCUCACUGCUCCAGGCGCGGCUGUCUCCGUAACAGCACUGCGAAAGGCAAUGACAACCGCGUCAUAA